Messenger RNA from Abrus precatorius (Indian licorice), 4340 nucleotides. Its product is annotated as serine/arginine-rich splicing factor 4-like. The transcript is spliced from 2 exons. The record is from RefSeq and is a predicted model, not a curated record. Lineage: Eukaryota; Viridiplantae; Streptophyta; Magnoliopsida; Fabales; Fabaceae. Gene Ontology annotation, molecular function: RNA binding; zinc ion binding. Bases 271 to 2343 code for a protein of 690 amino acids.
AUCUCCACUUCAGCCUCCAUCACAACGCAGUUACUGAUGCUAUCGAUGCUUCCUCCGAUUCUAGCUUUUAGGUUAACAAUACCAUUGCAAAAUUCCUUCGCACCUUUCCUAUUUCCUACCAUUCUUAAUCGCUGCUCGCUACGCACCGUUUCGAUCUCCACCGACUUCACUCGUAAACUCGGGAGCUUCGAAGACGAACGUAGCAGAGGCUCUAGUGCACUUCGGCAAUUCUAGGAGGACGAACGUGUACUCGGGUUCGUGUUAAAUGUGAUGUUUGAUAUUGUAAUCUUGCCGAUGUCACUGUAUAUUGGUAAUCUGUCGGAACAUUCUCGAAGGGACGAACUCGAGCGUGUUUUCCGUCGAUUUGGACACUGUAAUGUUCAACUAAAGAGAGAUGGAUAUGGCUUUGUAGUGUUCGAUUUUCCUCCGGAUGCGGAAAAGGCUCUGCGAGCUCUGAAAGGUAGAAAUAUAUGUGGGGAACCACUGACUAUUACGUGGUCCAAUAAGCAGCCUAAUGUGCAGUUUUCGAGAUUUGCUAGGGGUGGUAGAAGAAAUGCGAAUGAGUUGCAUCGUGGGAGGAACUCUGAUAGAGUUGGCUUUGCAAGAAGGAAAGUGGGUUUCAAUGGAUGGCAGAAUCAUAAGAUGGGAGGGGGAAAAUCCAUUGAAAUGCCUGGGGAAGAGAGGGGAUAUCAACAAGAUGAUUCUAAAGAUUAUGUUGGGAAAGAAAAGGAUUACGGGGGAGACUUUCCUGAUGAAGGUGGUGGAGUUGUUCCUGACCUCGAGGACAAUGGUAGGUGGGGCGAACCAGUUCAUGACCCCUCAGUUGAUGAUGGGAAUGGAAAUGCUAUAGAAUUUGAUCGAUACGAACCUUAUCAGGGCCGUGACAGGAAGCAUGACAAUGAAGAUUAUCAUGUAGGUUAUUCUGGUGGUUCUCCCGGGGCUAAUUCCCAAGAGAAUGUCGGCAGAGUGCAGAUUGGCAAGGAUGCCUCAAAUCGUCCAAAUGACUCUAAAUUCCAGCAAACUUGUUAUAGAUGUGGUGAGCCAGGUCAUAAAAUGCGAAAUUGUCCAAAAGAACAUUCUUCACAGAGAAAAUAUCACAGGUUUGAUGUUCAGCAGAAUAAUAAAAUAGGAAAAAAGCAUAAAGGUGAAAAUGAGAAUAAAUUUGGGUCUGGUUCCUGGACAAAGCUGCAUUCCAGUGGGGAUGCUUUAUCAUUGAGGCACCGGAGAGAUGAGCGGAGGGUGUCUGCUUCACGACGUCAUGUUGCAGAAUCAAGAGAUGAAACAUCCCCUGCAACAAGGGAAACUGAUAUGCAUCAAAAAAGGGAGUAUGGAGGAAAGAAGCGAAGCAGAAAUGGAAGAGAAUCGCCUGAAAGAUCUCGGGCAAAGAUAUCAAAGAAGUUUGUCACACCCUCUUUGCCUUCAAAUUACUCUACUUCAUAUUCUCUUUCCCAUUCUCGAUCAUCCAAGUCAUUGCCUAGGUCUAGUUCCCGUUCUAGAUCAAGAACGGUUUCUUCCAGGGCUCGCACUUCAUCUUCAAAGUUACGGUCUUCCUCAAAAUCUCAGUAUUGUAAAGGCAAAAGCUUGAAUUCUAGGAGGUCACGCUCUCCUACAUCUUUGUCUGUAUCACUUAAUCAACCUUUGUCACUGUCUCCCAAUAAAAUCCAGUUGAAUUCAAGAGGCUCACCCAUUAAUGGUACUGCUCGUGAAUCUGUGGAUCGUUUGGUUGCACAGGGACAACAAAUUGGCAAUACAACAGACUUGGAGAAUCUUCAAUCCAAGGAUACAGGUAUUGCUGUAAAUGGAAAACCCAAAGUGUUCACCACAGCAAUGGACUGUGUGGAAAAGGACCUAUUUGUACAGGAGGACAAUAAUGAAGAUUGUAUUUUCUUAAAAUCAUCAGAUGGAGUAACAAAUUUAACUGAACCAUUUGUUGCUGGGGAUUUAUCUCCUCCGAUAGUAAAAGAGACAACGGGUCUUGGGGAUUCUGGAACAUCGAUGUUGAGUGAUAUUCAAACAGAAAUUCAGAAGCCUUCUUCUGAAAUUCAUGUUAACCCCCACUCUGACCUUUCAACCAUCGUAAGCACAGAAGAGAUGUGCACUGUUCUGAAUAACUAUGGCCUGGAACUUCCAAAAGAUGAUGAAAAAAAUUUAACAAUGAAUGCCUUCUUUGGUUGUGCUCGGUUGUGGCCUUGGCAUAUUAUUUAUUAUCGUAGGUUGAAGAAAGGCCCAAUUUCAACUGAGAACUAUGCCAGGCGGGUUGCUCAGAAUCAGGAAUUUGGCAUUGUUGAUAAGUAUAUAAGAAGCAGUAGUGGAUGGGGAGAAUUCAGUCUUGAGAUAUCUUAAUUAAUAGUUCAUACUGCUACAGAUGAUGCUCCAUUGGUAAAUUUAUCCUCGUAGGAGUUGGGUAUCUAUGUUCUAUGAUGUCUUUUCCGCAUGGAUCUCAAUGGACUUCAAAUGUGAUUACUCAGUAAUGAUUGCAGAAAAGUUUGCUCAGGUAAUUAUGCAAAUCAUACUAUAACUCAUCAUAUUGCUUUGCCUAGUUGCAGUCUCUGCUCAAUUAUUGUACAAUGCCAUCCUAUAAAUGAUAGCAUUUAUAACAAUGGUAGUAUGCUGAAUGUUUGAAUGAAGCUACAGAUUCUGGAAUGGCAGGAAUCUCCACUGUUUUUAUUAGUGCUCUGUUUGUUUUCCGUGCUUGCUUAUGAGAAGUGGGCGGGGGGAUAAAGAGCUCUUGUGUGACUAAAAGUAUAGGAUAAUAUAAGAAGCGCAACUGAACACAUUAUAUAAUAAUAAAAUAAUAUAUAUAAUCAUUAAAUAACAUGUUCUGAACUUGAAACUACAAGUCCUAAUCCAGUAUGUUCAUCUGAAAAUACAAAAUAUAUUUAUAUUCUAUUUUCCUCAUCCAGUAUGUUCCGUUUCUAUCUAGUUGUUUUAAAUUAUUACCUAUAAUGAUUAUAUUGGUUUCACUCGCUGUUCUUUACUUUUUAGUUUAUUACUGGUAUAUUAUAUUUUUUAUUUUGUCAUGGCUGCUAUCAGGUUUGAGUAAUGAAGUACAUGCAGCCACCCACACACUUUGCAUAACUUCGUGAUAUUGUUAUCAAUUCCAGAUCAUGCUGUGGAACAGCCAGUCCCAAAAUCACUAUAGCAGGAUAUAUGUGAGAUGACUGGUAUUUUGAAAAUUAUAAAUACAAGUUAAAUAAUUUAUACUACACAUACACCAAAUUAAAGACAUUUAUAAUUAAUAGUCAAAAAUCAGCUGUAGGCUAAACACACAAGGUAACAACAUAAGUCACAGAACACAAAAAACAAGCAGAACAGAAGCCUGAAAUUAGAAAAAACAAAACUAAGAUCUUUUUGAAAAUUAUUCAAACAUGUUGAGACCAGAUGUGGGGCUACCUUGCUACUCUGAACACACCACAAAAUGAAACAAAGAAUAGAAAAAACAUACUACACAUGCUGAAGGAAGAAAAAGAAAAAUAGAGUCCUCUCUGAAUAGCUGAUGAUCUGAACAUAACAGAAAGCAGAAGAAGGUUUUGCUGUGAUGUGUGAAGUGAGGCUUGCCCAGAAACACUGCUGGAGAGCCGGGUCAUUGGCUGGAAAGUGUCAUACUUAGUUGAGCUUUUUGGUCUCAACUCUCAAAUACGAGCGAGAGAAUUUAGUCUCCAAUCACAAUCCCAGGUUUUCUGGUUUAAAACAUGGGGAAGUGGCAAAAGUAAAACAAAAAUGGCCUCAACGAUGUGCAUAAUAGAGUGAUUUAAUAUGGGAAUUUGGCUGUGAGUGUGAACAAAUAUUGGCUGCAGGUGCCACAAUUUUCUAGGAUAGUGGCAAUUUGUGAUCGUAACUCCCAACUAGAGGCCUGAUGUUGCUUCAUGACAAUCCUUUGCAAUGCUAUGGUGCACUUUUGAUAACCAUGCUUUCGAUUAACCUAAUAUCAAACUUAUAUAACAAACACUACCUCAAUCAGCCAAGGGAUUUGCAACUAGAGACGUGGUUUAGUAUUGGCCUUAAGCAGUUAAGAGAUUUGUAACAAGAGAGUGAAGAGACACUAUUUAGUAUGAGCAGUAAGUGGUUGGUGAUAGAUAAUUAGUGAUUAAAAAAGUAUGUUAUUUGGUUAGUAGGAUUGAUUAGGUAACAUGUGUUUAGACAUAAUCUUUGGUUCUGGGGACAAUUCACAAGUUGACUUCGACUAGUGGAUAUUGCAAGUAAAAAGCAAACGUAGAAAGGGAAAAAAGAAAAGUAAAUAAAAAAAAAGCUUGUAAUAUGUCAUUUAUAUAGAUUCCAUAUUAGCUUUUAAAGCUUUUGAAGAAUUGAAGGUUAGGAUGAGCAGAAAGAGUGAGGAAGUU